CUUUCUUGUGUUGUUCAAUCCAACUUUACUUUCAUUCUCCAUUAGCUAUGGCUGAUACACUACUCAUUGAUCUCUUCAAGCAAUUGGGUUCAAUCGCUGUUCAGCUUGCUAAGCAAGAGAUCAACUUGCUAGUUGCCGUUGAUGAAGAAGUCCAAAAGCUUCAAGGCAAGCUCGGAAUGAUCAAGGCAAUGCUGGACGAUGCUGAGGAAAGACAUGCAGUGAAGCGGCGAACGGAGAAGCUUUGGUUAGAGCAGCUCCAAAACCAGUACUACGUGAUGGAUGACAUCUUGGACACCUGGAACACUGCAAGGAUCAGAGCAGAGAUUGAGAAAGAAGAAGGAAAACCAGCUGAUACUAAAGCUCCUGCUGUUGUCAAGAAGAAGGGAUUUGUACAGCUGGGAAGAAUGGAUUGGGAUGGGAGGAACGAAAGAAGAAGAAGAAGAAAAUGAUAAUGGUAUUGUUACAAAUCUGAUAAUAAUAAAAAUAAUGCCACGUCUUCAGUCCUUGACAAUUUUG
Quercus lobata is the source of this 516-nucleotide messenger RNA. RefSeq lists its product as uncharacterized. Lineage: Eukaryota; Viridiplantae; Streptophyta; Magnoliopsida; Fagales; Fagaceae. The coding region runs from base 48 to 449 and encodes 133 amino acids. The record is from RefSeq and is a predicted model, not a curated record. The transcript is spliced from 2 exons.